GUUUGACAAGGCCAUCUCUCAGAAAUCUUUUUUUCCAGAAACUGCCAAAGGAUCUUCAGCAGGAAUUGAUUCAUCCUCUUCUGAAUCAUCAACAUAGAAACACAUCUUAUCAACAUAGAUUCUAAAGCAGCAAAAGAAUUAUACUUCCAAAGGUAUCCACUAAUUUCUUCAUCAUCAAGUAGGUACGUCUUUUAAAGAAGAGGCAGCGUCGGUCUUGUUGACUCCAUGGAGUAAUUUGCUGGGGAGGAUAACCUCAGAAAUGUGUGAAAUUUUUAACUCUGGAAACAGUGAUGAUGGUCUGAUGCCUGUAUCAUCCAUUGUCCGACUCUAAAAUUUGUGGCAUGACGUCAUCCAAAAGCAGCAGGGUCUUGUCUCCACGCGUGCCACGGCAGAUUUCGACGUGUCAUUCAAGGGUAUUCUAGUAAAAACGAGGACCAAACAUGCCAAGUAGUAACGUUUCGUUUAUGCAUUAAUACACUCGUAAUAACCUUUAUAAUCCCUCGCCUCCUCCAUGCGGCGUUUUCUGUUUGUCGUUUCCUGCUUUGGGUUAUACGCUUUGGUGGCCGCUACAUACGCAUGGCUAGCGUUUCCGCCGCAUAUAGGACGCACGGAUCAUGUGUCGUCUUCUUCGCUAGGUUGCAGAGAGGACAACGAGGGUUCAUGGUCCAUUGGCGUAUACUAUGGUGACUCUCCCUUCACUCUCAAACCUAUCGAAACCAUGAAUGUAUGGAGGAACGAGAGUGCAGCAUGGCCUGUGGCUAAUCCUGUUUUAACAUGUGCCUCCUUGACCAACUCUGGUUUUCCCAGCAACUUUGUAGUUGAUCCGUUUCUCUAUGUUCAGGGUGAUACUCUUUACAUGUUCUUUGAAAAUAAAAACCCCAUUACAAUGCAAGGGGACAUAGGAGUUGCAGAAAGUACUGACAAAGGAGCAACUUGGAAACCUCUUGGUAUAGCUUUGGAUGAGCCUUGGCACUUAUCUUUCCCAUUCGUCUUCAAUUACAAUGGACAAAUAUACAUGAUGCCAGAGAGUAACGAGUUAGGACAGCUUCGUCUCUACCGUGCUGUUAACUUCCCUUUAAUUUGGAACCUGGAGAAAGUCAUCUUGCAAAAGCCCCUUGUUGAUACCACCAUAAUCCAUCACCAAGGAAGCUACUGGCUAUUUGGAUCAGAUCAUACUAGCAUCUUUGGGACCAAGAAGAAUGGACAUUUACAAAUUUGGUACAGUACCACUCCUCUUGGCCCAUGGAAACCACACAAGAAGAAUCCUGUCCACAACGGGGCAAGAAACGGAGGCAGAGCAUUUUCAUAUAACGGUAAUCUCUACCGUGUUGGUCAAGCUUCCGGUGAUAGUUAUGAGAAAAAGAUACGCAUAUUCAAGAUAGAUGUUCUUUCUAAGGAAGAGUAUAGAGAAGUCCAAGUCCCCUUCGAUUUAGAAACGUCCCAUAAAGGUCAAAAUUCUUGGAACGGAGUUAGGCAGCAUCAUUUAGAUGUAAUACAGCUAAGCUCUGGUGAAUACAUUGGUCUUGUUGAUGGUGAUCGUGUAACAUCAGGUGAUUUGUUUCUUAGGGUUUCUCUCGGAUAUGCCUCUCUUGUAUCUGCUAUUACAGUUGUUGUGUUGCUAGGGUUUUUGCUUGGGAUCUUGAACUGCAUUGUUCCAUCAACCUGGUGUGUUAACUACUACGCUGGAAAAAGAACCGAUGCGGUCUUGAAUCUGAAGACCACAAGUUUCGUGUCUGAACAGUUAAGACGGAUGUGUUCUAGGUUAAACCGAGUACCGCCUUUUCUGAGAGGGCUCGUGAAACCUAAUUCCAAGUUUGGAAGAUUAGCACUCGUUUUGAUAUUACUUGUAGGAGCUUUGCUUACAUGUGUUGGCAUCAGAUACAUACACGGUGGAAGCGGAGUUGUAAUGGCUUAUCCUUUCAAAGAUCAUGUAUCUCAGUUCACGUUAGCUACUAUGACGUACGACGCACGUCUCUGGAACCUUAAAAUGUACGUGAAGCAUUACUCUCGAUGCCCUUCAGUGAAAGAGAUUCUUGUCAUAUGGAACAAAGGACCACCUCCUGAACUCAACGAACUAGACUCGGCCGUGCCGGUCAGAAUCCGAGUCGAGAAGAAGAACUCUCUAAACAACAGGUUCAAUAUCGACCCGUUGAUUAAAACACGAGCCGUUCUUGAGCUUGACGACGAUAUAAUGAUGUCUUGUGACACCAUCGAGAAAGGGUUUAGGGUUUGGAGGGAACAUCCUGAGAGACUUGUCGGAUACUACCCGCGUUUUGUUGAUGAAACAAUGAGUUAUAGUGCUGAGAAGUUUGCGAGGAGUCAUAAGGGAUACAAUAUGAUUCUCACGGGAGCAGCGUUUAUGGACGUUGGUUUCGCGUUUGGUUUGUAUCAGUCGGAGAAGGCGAGACUUGGUCGAGAGUUUGUGGACGAGCAGUUUAACUGUGAAGAUGUUUUGUUGAAUUUUUUGUAUGCUAAUGUGAGUGGUUUGGGAAAGGCUGUGGAGUAUGUGAGACCGUCUUUGGCUAUUGACACUUCGAAAUUUUCUGGUGUAGCGAUUAGUGGAAACACGAAUCAGCAUUACAUGAAGAGGAGUAAGUGUCUCCGGAGAUUCUCUGACUUGUAUGGGAGUUUGUCUGAUCGGAGAUGGGAGUUUGGUGGAAGAAAAGAUGGGUGGGAUUUGUAGGGAAAAAAAAAGAGUUGUUAUUAUUACAAGGUCUCAAGUUAGAAGUUUUUCAAAUAUAAAGUUAUAGCCCGAAAUAUUAUUUCGACCGAGCCACCACCGGUCAGUCAUUGCUCCAAACAGUCGGCUUAUGAUCGAUUACUUGGCACGCAGGCUUAGAUUCUUUACUUCUUUGCAGCACUAAACAUGUUCUGGCAACAAACACUACUCUCUCAACUUUUAGUUCUCUUGGUUCAAUUCUUAUCUACUUUAUCCGUAAAUAUAAAUAUAUUCUUAAGAA
Messenger RNA from Eruca vesicaria subsp. sativa (arugula), 2960 nucleotides. NCBI's taxonomy places the organism in Eukaryota, Viridiplantae, Streptophyta, Magnoliopsida, Brassicales, Brassicaceae. The record is from the annotation of a GenBank genome assembly.